CUACAAGAAGAGCUGACAGAAAAUCAUAACAGGAUCCGGAGUGGGGCUGGUGGGUGGGGGGCGAGAGGAGCUCGUUUGUCCUGGGAUCUACUGGGGGACCUACGGUACAGGCACAACCAAGCACUUUCACAAGCAUCACAUGACCCAAGCCGCCACCGGAACCCGUUUAAGCAACCGCCGAAGUCUCCUCUCUGACAACUCACACCAUAACCGCUCUAUACCGACUACAUUUAACCUUAGCAGGGAGGGGCGGAGCCAAGCCAUACCGAGGAACGCCCUUGAUCUCCUUAUAUGGGAAUAUGACGUGCAGUCGGCAGUGAGGAUGAAAUAACUUACCCUUUAAUUUAAUGUAAAUACUGUAAUAUAUCGGCACAAACCUUUGGAAUAAUAUAUAUAUACUUUUUGCAUUUUUUUGGGCAAUUUUUUUUUAAAAAUCUAUUUUUAUGGCUGUAUGAAUAUUUUUUAAGCAGAAAGGGAGCCGACGCGUCGUUACGGGGGUCGAUUUUUUUUUUUAAAUUAAAAAAAAAGAAAUAGGAAACGAUGGAGUCGCCCGUGAAUGGUUCCAACAUGGACCUGGCGGAGGAGGAGAGCCUGAUCCAGCCCGGCAAAGUAGAAGACUGCCAGGUUCCAGAGGGGCGGAAGGAACCUGAUGAGGCGCUGGUUCCGGAGAUCCAGAUGCUGGAGGGGAAUGAAGAGAUCGUGGUGUCGGAAUCGGUGUCUCAGAAUCAGGAGACCGGUGGUCUCGGUGGAUCCUCUGUCGCCCAAAGUGCGAGCGAAUCGGAGACGGGGGACGCAGCGCCACUGGACUCCAGCAGGGUGACCGACCCGUCGGAUUCAGAGAACAAGGAGAGCAGCGGGGAACCUUCCGAGGGCAACACGGAGAACCCCUCCCUGCAGAACCUCCUCUGCUCCAGUCCCAGUGCCAGCCCUUCGGAAGAGGCUUUGGAGGCCGGACCUUCUAGUUGCCCGGAAAGCGGCGCCUCGGCCGACUACUACUUUGUGAAGUGGGUCAACUGGAAAGGGGAGAGGACGCCCAUCAUUACCCAGAGCGAGAAUGGACCUUGCCCUCUGCUGGCCAUCAUGAACAUUCUCUUCCUGCGCUGGAAGGUAAAAUUACCCCCCCAGAAAGAAGUCAUUACGUCGGAGGAGCUGAUGGCCCAUCUGGGAGACUGCAUCCUCUCCAUCCAACCGCAGGAGAAUUCCGAAGCUCUGCAGCUCAACUUCCAGCAGAACGUAAAUGACGCCAUGACUGUGCUGCCCAAGCUCUCCACCGGGCUGGAUGUCAACGUGCGAUUUACUGGCGUGGCCGACUUCGAGUAUACCCCCGAGUGCAUCGUGUUCGACCUGCUGAAUAUUCCUCUCUACCAUGGCUGGUUGGUCGAUCCACAGAGCGCAGAAGCAGUACAGGCUGUCGGGAAGCUCAGUUACAACCAACUUGUGGAGAAAAUCAUAACUUGCAAACAUUCGAAUGACAGCACCCAGGUUGCAGAAGGUCUCAUAGCGGAGCUGUUUCUGGAAUCUUCCGCCGCCCAGCUGACGUAUCAUGGCCUCUGUGAGCUAAUGGCUGCCGUGAAGGAGGGGGAGCUGAGCGUCUUCUUCAGAAAUAACCAUUUCAGCACACUCAUAAAGCACAAGGGGCACCUGUACCUCCUGGUGACCGACCAAGGGUUCCUGAACGAGGAGAAGGUGAUCUGGGAGAGCCUACACAACGUGGAGGGGGACAGCUGCUUCUGCGACUCCGAUUUCCACCUGACGCAGCACCUGGAGAAGGAGGCCUCGUUCGGCAGCCCCCAGCAGCUGCAGCAGAGACAGGUGGAUCAGGAUUACAUGAUCGCUUUAUCGCUGCAGCAGCAACAGCAGGGACCUCUGGCAAUGAGCGACCUGGAGCUGGCCCAGCAACUGCAACAGGAGGAAUAUCAGCAGCAGCAGCAGCAGCAACACCCUCCCCAUCAGGCACCUCAGCAAGCCACACCCCAGCAGGCUCGAGCACAGACUUCGGGGCGCUCCUCUGGGGAACGGCGGCAGCGGGCGAAUAAGGAUUCUGAUUGCACCCUGCUGUAGCCCCCCCCCCCCCCAGUACACUGGAGCAGCGAGACGCACCGCUGGGGUGCGCAGAUCACCGUCCCUCUUCGUGCUGCUAUUUGCCGACACUCCGUGAUGCGCCCCCACCCAGACCUAAAGGCAAGAGCACCACGGGGGGGUCAUUCUCUGGUACCAAGGGGGCAAUUUCCAACACCUGCCCCCUCUGUAUUUUUUUUCUAAUUCGGUAGCAAACCUCUUCUUGUGACCAAACCCCGCCCCCUGAUCUUUAGGUGUGAAGUUGUGAACGAUCUUCUUUUUCUUACGGGCAGCGGCGGCGUUUUUGUGUCUCUGUCGCGGCGCGGCCGAGCGCCAAUGUUUACCACUGAUCUAGGUAUCCACUUAAAGGGCUAGAGAGCAGCCGGAUUGGCUACUUGCGUUCCCCGACAGUCGCCGCUUGCGCGCACCACCACCCACCUUACGCUCUUUGGCGCCCCUUUUUAGCAGUUACAGAACCUUUAUAAGGCAAUGGGAACAGUUUUGCACCUUACGCUUGAAACAAAAUAUCUACUUUUUGAUAAUGAUGUGAUUUCCCCCCCCCAAUUUUUUUUCUUUUGCCACGCCCACAUUUAAGCACCUUUAUCCGCCAUGUUGUUUAUUCUGCAGCUUUUAGUUCAAGGGGAAAUAAACUGUCGCCUCUGCACUUGGCUCUUCUGCAAUCAGUGUUCUGUUUGGGGGUGUCCGGGGGCCCAUGCCCAAUGGCGGGUUGGCUGGAUGCUCCUCCUCUGUUCCAUUUGCAGACAUUGCCCCCCCCCCCCUCAGUAUUCACGUGACCAGCAAUAGUUGCCCAGUGGGGUUGCCGCCUACGCCGGGCACUGCCAAGGUUCCUUCUCUCAAUACUCACACAUUCACUCUGAUAAAUAAAGCAUUUUACCUCUCACUCA
Messenger RNA from Xenopus tropicalis (tropical clawed frog), 2963 nucleotides. It is a transcript of the gene mindy1, whose product is annotated as MINDY lysine 48 deubiquitinase 1. The record is from RefSeq and is a predicted model, not a curated record. Bases 541 to 2061 code for a protein of 506 amino acids. Gene Ontology annotation, molecular function: K48-linked deubiquitinase activity; cysteine-type deubiquitinase activity; K48-linked polyubiquitin modification-dependent protein binding. NCBI's taxonomy places the organism in Eukaryota, Metazoa, Chordata, Amphibia, Anura, Pipidae. Gene Ontology annotation, biological process: chromatin remodeling. The transcript has 10 exons.